This is a messenger RNA of Acaulospora morrowiae, 1049 nucleotides long. The record is from the annotation of a GenBank genome assembly. NCBI's taxonomy places the organism in Eukaryota, Fungi, Glomeromycota, Glomeromycetes, Diversisporales, Acaulosporaceae.
CACAGACCGACCAUCUCAUUGACCCCGAAUUGUUGCGACAGUUGAAUGCCAAGAGAGACGUUCUUGUGAACGCGUACGAACAAAUUGCACAGGCACUUAGAGCUGCAGCAAAGGCAUGCGAUGAAUUCCAAGCGCUUAUUCCGAGAGACGUGGGCAUUGUCCCAAGCGAGACACAUGCAUCAUCUAUUGGACACCAACCCAGGAAAUUCAAGAAACCUCAGAUUAAGGAUCCAAAUGCACCCAAACGACCGAACACUGCAUACAUCCUUUUUAGUAAUGAAAUUCGUGCAGAGACCAAGGCAGACAAUCCUCACGCUAAUCAAAAAGAAAUUGUUACACUUAUCGGACAAAAGUGGAAAGCUUUAUCUCGCGAACAGAAGAAGGUUUACGAAGACCGAUAUUUCGCCGAUAAAGAACGAUACGACGAAGAACUUCGUGCAUAUCGUGCGACACAUGGUCACGUGGAAUCACCACCUGAAACUUCGUCGAAUGAAGACAACGGUGAUCAAAACGCACCCGGGGUAGCCUCAUCAUCAAAACAAGCCAUCUCAUCCAAUACCUUUGUAUCUCACAUCCCCAUUGUCCCCACGUCAGAGAAUCCCAUUAUGACGGGUAGUAUCUCGGUACCACCGACAGAGGCUGAAACUACUGCAUUGAUGGAGACCAUCACUGAUGCCUUCCUAAAGGAUGUGACAGAUGCCGAUCAAAAUGCGUUUAUUGAAUCGGCGGCAGAAGUUAUUCAGACAACCGCGUCAACAUCAUUUCCAGAGAGUUCGAAGAAACGAUCUUCUAAUCUGGAUUCAGAAGAAGCAUCAAAACAAGACGGAACAGUAUCGACAGCAAAGAGGACACGAGCUUCCUCAAAAAAAGUGAUGGAAUCUGAAGAUGUUUUCAACCCUCCAGGCGAACCGGAGAUCAUUGGUGAACCAGAGGAGGUCACAAACACACCGAAAAGGACGAGAACAAAGCGAGGCGCUUCUAACGGAUCUACGACAACUCCAACCAAGACUAUCACUUCCACUCGUACUAGACGUGGUGGCAAAUCUUAA